Molecule: messenger RNA, 1683 nt
Organism: Leptopilina heterotoma
Lineage: Eukaryota; Metazoa; Arthropoda; Insecta; Hymenoptera; Figitidae
Product: venom protein 302
Exons: 4
Coding region: 598-927 (109 amino acids)
Biological process (GO): regulation of cell growth; regulation of signal transduction
Cellular component (GO): extracellular region
Molecular function (GO): insulin-like growth factor binding
Source: RefSeq, a predicted model, not a curated record
UACAACCUCUCGGGUCUCACGUUUUAUUCGCAAUUGCAAUUUCUGAUUUGAUACAAUGCGCGAAAAACGCGUGUGAAAAUGAAAUUAUGACACUUGUUAAUCACAGUUGUCUAAAUCCUUCUUCUUCUUCUUCUUUCUUUUCUUCUCUGUAUGAAUUUUUUAUACAAACAAUUUAAUAUUAUGUCUAAUUCGUAAUAUGUUUAUUGUUUAUCCACAAUUUCGACUCAUGAUAAUUUAUUUACUAAAAUUUAAUUUCAACAAAUAUUAAUUUGCUAAGUUCAAUUAGGUUCAAUCUUUGAUUAAGUACUUAAUGUUAGAGUUAUUAUCAGUCGUAUUUUAUUUAUAGCAGUAUUUUACGUUUCUCUAAAAAGAAACGAUAAUAAGAUUGAAAAAAAAAAUUGAAAGUGCGGACUAAUGUGUAAUGGAUAAAGAAAAGUUGUUUUAAAGCUUAGAAAUAAAAAGAAAGACUGAGAUCGAGAAACCCGAUGAAUGGGACAAAGUUUAGGCUCCGAGUCGUAGAUACAAAUACAAUUCGUACAAUUGAGUGUAGUUCGUAGGACAGUGUGUUGGUGGACAGGAAGGACCAUUUGAACAAAAAUGAGGGUUCCAUUAGUUUCCCUUGGAGGUAUUGUGGUCUUAUCAUUCGCGGUAGCAAAAGCUUUAUCUUGUGUCUGUUCACCUCUUGAGUGCGACCUUCUCACCGAAGAAGACUGUCCUGGAGGGCUCACCUGGGAUCCUUGCAAGUGUUGCAAAGUAUGCGCGCGUGUUGAAGGGGAGCCCUGUGGAGGACUUUUUGGCUUUUCUGGAAGUUGCGCUAUAGGUCUUCAAUGUGUAAUUAAAAAUUUAUUACACCACGCUCGUGAAGUCGACGAAGGAAUUUGCACAAAAUUAAGAAACGAGAUUCUGUUCAGUCUAUUCAGUUCGUGACCUGAAUUCUUCUCCUGACUUGUCUGAUACUUCCUAAUACAACGAGUGAUCACUUAAUUAUAACUUUCUAAAAAUUUUACGAGUUUCAAAAAAAUUCAUGCGCACAUAAAGAACGCAAUUUUUCUGCGAAGCAACUUUUUCAUUCGUUUUUUGUCUCAAUUUGAUAUCCGCAGAUAAAUUGUGAAUAUAAAAGUUUAAAAAAUUCUGUUUGAUGAAUUAAUAUUCUCAAAUGAAGCUUAUAACUCUCAUAAUCUGAAUUAGUUGAAAGUUAUAAUGAAUUAACGAAAAGUUGUCCACUAAAUGAUUUAGUAAUAAUUUUCAAAGCAACCAGUAAAAUUUUGCUGAUUAUAAAAAUCGAUAAAACAGUUUCACUAAUUAUGUCCCUGAAGUUAUAACGUCGACACUUGGCGACUUCAAUGUGGAAAUUAAAGAUCGACACGCUUUUAAUCUACAACUUUUGAAACAAUUGCUUAAUUUCUUGAUUUCUUCGAUUUCGUUGCAAUUUUAAAAGAAAAAAAUUGUCUUCGAUGUGCUGAGCGUCGGCGUCGACGCUAACUUCAGGGACCGCGACCGCCUUUAGUGAAUUAGAUGUAACACCCUAUGGAAAUAGAGAAAUUACUCAAGCGUUACGUGUAGAAUAUACUACUUGAUGUAAUUAUAAGAAACAGGCCAUAUUUUACAGUGGUGGUGGUAAUAGACAAUGAAUUUACCGCUGAUAUUACUCACAUGAGAAACCCAUUUGGCAAACAGUAUGGA